Molecule: messenger RNA, 2447 nt
Organism: Lolium rigidum
Lineage: Eukaryota; Viridiplantae; Streptophyta; Magnoliopsida; Poales; Poaceae
Product: lysine-specific histone demethylase 1 homolog 2
Exons: 2
Coding region: 1-2286 (761 amino acids)
Molecular function (GO): oxidoreductase activity; protein binding
Source: RefSeq, a predicted model, not a curated record
AUGUCGUCGCCGCCGUCGUCGGGCCGCCCGCCGCGACGGGCGGCGUCGGUGCGCGCGGCCUCCUACGACGAGUCGCUCGUGGACAACGCCCUGCAGGCCUACCUGGGGAACUCCCCGUCGCGCCGCAUCCGGCGCCUGCGCCGCCUCUCCCCGGAGGAGCGCCAGCGGGAGACCGAAACAGAGGCGCUCAUCGCGCUCUCCCUGGGCUUCCCCAUCGACGAGCUCCUCCCCGCCGAGGAGGCCGUCCUCGCGGCCCCCGACGCCGCCGCGCCCAACGACUACAUCGUCGUCCGCAACCACAUCCUCGCCUCCUGGCGCGCCGACCCGCGGGUGCCGCUGCCCCGCGCGCGCGUGCUCGAGACCGUCGCCGCCACCUACGACCACCUCGUCGCGGCCGCGCACGGGUUCCUCACCCGCGAGGGCCACGUCAACUUCGGCGUCUCGCCCGCCUUCCCCGCCUCCCCGCCCCCCGACGCGCCCGAGGGCCCCGCCGCGUCCGUCCUCGUCAUCGGCGCCGGCCUCGCGGGGCUCGCGGCCGCGCGCCAGCUCCUCCGCUUCGGGCUCCGCGUGCUCGUCCUGGAGGGCCGCGCCCGCCCCGGCGGCCGCGUCUACACCGCCCGCCUAGGCGACGGCCAGGCCGCCGUCGAGCUCGGCGGGAGCGUCAUCACCGGGAUCCACGCCAACCCGCUGGGCGUGCUCGCGCGCCAGCUCGGGAUCCCCCUCCACAAGGUGCGCGACCGCUGCCCGCUCUACUACCCCGACGGCCGGACUGUCGGCACCAGGCUGGAUAGGGUCAUCGAUCUGGUCUUCAACACGCUUCUAGACCACGCCACCAAGCUGCGGGAGGCGCUCAAGGAAGCCGCGGAGGGGAUCUCCCUCGGGGAAGGGAUUGAGAGGCUCAGAAGGCUCUACAGCGUGGCCAAAACCGAGGAGGAGAGGGAGGUUCUUGACUGGCAUCUGGCCAACCUGGAGUUCUCCAAUGCCGGUUGCCUAUCGGAGCUCUCGCUGGCGCACUGGGACCAGGACGACCAGUUUGAGAUGGGUGGAGACCACUGCUUCUUGGCUGGAGGGAACUCGAGGCUCGUGCACGCGUUAUGCGACGGCGUACCGGUGUUGUAUGAGAAGACGGUGAAGCGGAUUGAGCAUGGCGUGGAUGGGGUGAGCCUCACCGUGGAAGGAGGGCAGGUUUUUCAGGCCGACAUGGCGCUCUGCACUGUCCCUCUUGGGGUGCUCAAGAGUGGGAGCAUCGAGUUUCACCCGGAGUUGCCUGAAAGCAAGCUUGGAGCGAUUCAGAGGCUGGGGUUUGGUUUGUUGAACAAAGUGGCCAUGGUAUUCCCAUCCGUGUUUUGGGAUGAAGACAUUGACACAUUUGGGUGUUUGAAUAAGGACAGCAGCAAGCGUGGAGAAUUCUUUCUCUUCUACAGCUACCAUACUGUCUCUGGCGGCGCAGUACUUAUCGCACUUGUGGCAGGAGAGGCUGCUUUGGAUUUUGAAAAGGUUGACCCUAUUGUCACGCUUCAUCGGGUACUUGCUAUUCUUCGAGGUAUCUAUGGCCCAAAAGGUGUUACUGUGCCUGAUCCUAUCCAAUCAGCUUGCACAAGAUGGGGUAGUGACCCUUUUUGUUGCGGUUCGUACUCCCACAUCAGAGUCGGGUCUUCUGGAACGGACUAUGACAUUCUUGCUGAGAGUGUCAGUGAUGACCAUCUCUUCUUUGCUGGAGAAGCCACAAACCGUGCAUACCCUGCAACGAUGCACGGUGCCUUACUGAGCGGACUAAGAGAAGCUGCUAGGAUUUUCCGGGCUUCACAAAGCAGAGUGAAUUCAGAUCCAAAGAAGUACGCUCUGCAGAGAAGCCCUAGACCUACCGAUGGCAUCCUUGAAGAUCUCUUCGCAGAGCCAGAUCUUGAAUUCGGGAGAUUCUCGUUUGUGUCCUCCUCUAUGACACCCGAUGAUCCACAGUCUUUGGGAUUGCUCAGGAUUACACUUUGGAAAGAUUUGCUUCUGGGUCCAGUAGGGGAUCAAAAGGAUCAGGAGCCUGCGGCUGAGAAGGCAGCGAACCAGGAAGCCUUCCAUCUAUACGCGACCAUCUUCCGACAGCAGGCCGAUCAGCUGCAACUGGCAGGCGAUGAUGACCAGGCUAGGCUAGGGCUGCUAUGCAAGGAUCUUUGUGUCAAGCUUAUGGGCUACGACAAUACGUGCGAUGUAGGCAACUCUCUUAUUCUUAGCAUCGUGAGCACUCAGAAAGCUAGGAAGAGGCUGCAGAGCGCCAAGAAGUUCAGAAGCUGACAUUGACAUGUGUUUACCACUACCAGAUUGUUUUAUUCUCUUUGUAGACGAGAAGCAUUUCUAGUUAGGUUGAAGCAUCUCUCAGGUAAGAUUGUUUUGUAAUGUAGUGUUGUACAAACUCAGACUUGGGGCAGGAUCCAAGAUAGCGCCGUGUUGGGUUC